Pestalotiopsis fici W106-1 is the source of this 870-nucleotide messenger RNA. RefSeq lists its product as uncharacterized. The record is from RefSeq and is a predicted model, not a curated record. Bases 1 to 870 code for a protein of 289 amino acids. The transcript is spliced from 2 exons. Lineage: Eukaryota; Fungi; Ascomycota; Sordariomycetes; Amphisphaeriales; Sporocadaceae.
AUGGCCAACACGGGCACUCCCUUCAUCUCAUGCCUUGAGCCCACCAAGCUUGACAGGUACGACCGCUCCAAGCCUCACGACCAGCAGGAUCCCUCGAUUCCCCGUGCCUUUAUGGACGCCAUGGAGGUCCGUGAGGAGGUCUUUGUCAAGGAGCAGGGUGUCCCCCUCGAGUUUGAGCACGACAAGGACGACGGCAGAUCUUUGCAUUGGGUCAUCUAUACCAGCGUCAACCAUAUUCUCGAUCACGAGAUCAAGGACCCGGAAACCGGCGCCAUCAUCCAGCGCAAGCGCUCCGAGACCCGCUCGGUUCCCAUUGGCACCCUGCGCGCGGUUCCUUUUCCCCACCCGCCUCACCCCCAGCCUGGCGGCCGCUACGUGGAUAAUGUCCUGCAGAAUGAAGAGAUCAACACUCUGACCGCCAGCCAGGAAAGACGCAGAACUUCCAUGCUUCCCUACGGCUAUGACGCCCCGACCACCUUCCAUGACGGUCAAGAGCCGUACAUGAAGCUGGGCCGCCUGGCCGUGCUCAAGCCGUACCGCAAGAUGAACGUGGCCGCCCAGCUCUGGGCCGCGGCCCGUCAGUGGCUGAUGGAGCACCCAGGCUACUUCAACCCGUCGGUCAGCAAUCUAGGACUCAACGCCCUCGCCGCCCGCGGUGCUGAUGACGUUCCGAGCUGGCGCGGCCUCGUCUGCGUCCACGCCCAGGACGACGUUAAGGACGUCUGGGCCAAGUGGGGUUUCGUCGUCGACGAACGCAUGGGCGAGUGGUGGGAGGAAGGCAUCCGUCACGUCGGCAUGUUCCAGCGCCUCCCGCUCCCGCCUCGCCAGGUUACGCUCACGCAGCUCCCGGAGCCCCUUCGACUCGCCUAG